This is a messenger RNA of Aedes albopictus (Asian tiger mosquito), 952 nucleotides long. RefSeq names its product ADP-ribosylation factor-like protein 3. The transcript has 5 exons. Gene Ontology annotation, cellular component: cytoplasm; microtubule cytoskeleton. NCBI's taxonomy places the organism in Eukaryota, Metazoa, Arthropoda, Insecta, Diptera, Culicidae. Gene Ontology annotation, molecular function: GTPase activity; GTP binding. Gene Ontology annotation, biological process: cilium assembly. The record is from RefSeq and is a predicted model, not a curated record. Bases 123 to 662 code for a protein of 179 amino acids.
GUGAUAACACAAAGUGGUGUGCGUGCGGUGUCGUGUUUUGUUUUCGUUCCGCCAAUUUCUCUUCAAAUCACUUGUAAUCCUCCACUUCUCACCUAGGAAAUCUGACAAAAAUUUCACUGAACAUGGGGUUGCUGUCGUUGCUGAGGAAGCUACGGUCCGCUCCGGAGAAAGAGCUUAGGAUUCUACUGCUCGGGUUGGACAAUGCUGGCAAAACUACGCUUCUGAAACAGUUGGCUUCCGAGGAGGUUACACAGGUAACUCCAACUGCGGGCUUCAAUAUAAAAUCCGUAGUCUCCGAUGGUUUCAAACUCAACGUAUGGGACAUAGGCGGCCAGAGCAAAAUUCGACCCUAUUGGAAAAACUAUUUCGAAAACACCGAUGUACUGAUCUAUGUAAUCGACUCGAGCGAUCGGAAACGCCUGGAGGAAACCGGCGACGAACUGGCCGAACUGCUCCUGGAUGACAAACUGCGGCAGGUACCGCUGCUGGUAUUCGCCAAUAAGCAGGAUAUUGCCGGAUCCCUUAAAGCUUCGGAGAUAGCCGAAUGUCUGAAGCUGGUCAAGUUGAAGGACCGCACCUGGCAGAUCCAGGGCUGUUCCGCCCUGGAGGGUACCGGGAUAAAGGAUGGAAUGGACUGGGUUUGCAAGAGCAUCAAGAAGUAAUUCUGUGCAAUAUGCAUUAGGUUAAAUCUUCUUCAUUUUUCUCCUUCUGUGGCCUUGCGCGUCUUUUACUAAUCGUAUUAAUUGUCUAUAUUAUGUGUCAUCGCGAUUGCAUGCUUUGCACGUAGGAGUCCAAAACUCCAAAUUGGAUUGCUUUUAGGAAAAAUGUCUUAUCACAAACGUGCAAUAUGCUGAAUUACCCCGAAAAAAAAACAAGUAAACACACGAUGUUCAUUUAUGGAAGCUUGUUUUACGUUUGUCUAGCUUUGUUUUCAGUUAAUUUUAUCCGAAGU